Messenger RNA from Empidonax traillii (willow flycatcher), 1078 nucleotides. RefSeq names its product zinc finger protein 239-like. Gene Ontology annotation, molecular function: RNA polymerase II cis-regulatory region sequence-specific DNA binding; DNA-binding transcription factor activity, RNA polymerase II-specific. Gene Ontology annotation, biological process: central nervous system development; regulation of transcription by RNA polymerase II. Lineage: Eukaryota; Metazoa; Chordata; Aves; Passeriformes; Tyrannidae. The transcript has 2 exons. Gene Ontology annotation, cellular component: nucleus. The coding region runs from base 104 to 1078 and encodes 324 amino acids. The record is from RefSeq and is a predicted model, not a curated record.
CGGUGAGUUCCAGAGAUGGACUUGGGCAGGGGGAACCCCCAAGCCAAAGCGCUCAGCCCUUGUUUCCCCCCAGCAGGAUUUGUCCUUCCCAAAGGUUGGGCGGAUGGAGGAGGAAGCUGUGAGGAACAGGAAAAAGCCGCAGGUCCCCCAGGCAGGCCCCGAGCUGAGGACGGAGAGCACGGAGGACAAAUCCCCCCGGCAGAGCCUGGUGGGAGAGGCCGUUUUGAAGGGCUCCCUGGCGCAGGAAGGCAGCGGGGAGGAAAAGGCCCGGAGAUGCCCCCAGAGGAGGGGCUGCAAAGCCAGCCCAGGGAGCUGGGAGGAGGAAAGAGCCGUCCUGUGCCGGGAAGGCGGCCGGAGCUUGAGCCGGAGCUCCGAGCUGGUGGUCCCUGAGCAGCCUCCCAGCAGGGAGAAGCCCUUCAGGUGCUUGGAAUGUGGGAAGAGCUUCAGAGAGAGCUCCACCCUCCUCAGCCACCAGCACAUCCACACUGGGGAACGGCCCUACACAUGUAGGCAAUGUGGGAAGAGCUUCCGUUACAGCUCCACUCUGCUCAAACACCAGCGCGUCCACGCUGGGGAGAGGCCCUACAGGUGCUUGGAAUGUGAGAAGAGCUUCAGGGAGAGCUCCGACCUCCUAAAACACCAGCACAUCCACACUGGGGAACGACCCUACACAUGUAGGGAAUGUGGGAAGAGCUUCAGGCAGAGCUCCAACCUGAUCCAACACCAGCGCAUCCACACUGGGAAACGGCCCUACAAGUGUGGGGAAUGUGGGAAGAGCUUCAGGCGCAGCUCCCACCUCUGCAGGCACCAGCUCAUCCACACUGGGGAACAGCCCUACAAGUGUGGGGAAUGUGGGAAGAGGUUUCAGACCAGCUCACAUCUCCUCCUGCAUGAGCGGAUACACACAGGGGAGAGGCCCUUCCGCUGCACCGACUGCGGGAAGGGCUUUAACCAGAACUCCCACCUCGUCAGGCACCGGCGCAUCCACACCGGGGAGAGGCCCUACAAGUGUGAGGAGUGUGGGAAGAGCUUCAGCGACAGCUCUACCUUGACCAGACACCAGCGGACCCACCAGUAA